This is a messenger RNA of Cylicocyclus nassatus, 351 nucleotides long. The record is from the annotation of a GenBank genome assembly. Lineage: Eukaryota; Metazoa; Nematoda; Chromadorea; Rhabditida; Strongylidae.
AUGCGGGACUCUGCGUCACUAACUCCUCCAAUCGAUACAUUGCUGGAUUUUCCGUCGUCGAUUAGAAUUUUUCAACAUGUUAUGGACAAGAAUCCUAUAGUUGCAAUCGCGUUGCUCUUUCUUCCUUUGACGCAUUGCUCCAUUAGCAAUCCAUUUCUCUCCGAGCCAUUACAUCACAUGUAUCGAUUGCGUCGCAUCUUUUUCGCCGUGCGUAGUGUGCAGCUAGCUUAUGACGAGAGACUUGAACUUGUUGUUGAUCGAGAGCGACAUGAGCAACCAUUUAAUGAGAUUGUGGAAAACGCUAAGAACGUCGGCGGCUGUGGAAAACCAGCGAAGUAUGGACAAAACUAA